This is a messenger RNA of Penicillium malachiteum, 1050 nucleotides long. Its product is annotated as mitochondrial ATPase complex subunit ATP10. The record is from RefSeq and is a predicted model, not a curated record. Gene Ontology annotation, cellular component: mitochondrial inner membrane. Gene Ontology annotation, biological process: mitochondrial proton-transporting ATP synthase complex assembly. The transcript is spliced from 2 exons. Lineage: Eukaryota; Fungi; Ascomycota; Eurotiomycetes; Eurotiales; Aspergillaceae. Bases 1 to 1050 code for a protein of 349 amino acids.
AUGUGGAGGUCAUCAAUAACCACCUUCCAGGUCCUCGAGCCGGCGCUCCUGCAAACCAACCGAUGCCUUAGCUCCCAAUUUCGAAACACUGCAUCAGUCGCAACCCUGCGCUCCAUACGCCACUAUGCCACCAAUGGAACCCCCAAUGACUCGAAUGAUCGCAAGAAUGCCGUAUCAAAAUCAACCCCAAAGCCCUCAGUACCAUUCCAGCAGAACCCAGCCCCAACUCCCACACCAGCUUCCAAGCCAGGCGACCCAGACUUUGUACCUCCGGUCCUAAGCCGUCCAAUUGGCGCACAAGAUCCUCCCCACGUUGGAGAGAACACUGGAAAAGACGAUCGCUCAAUCAGACAGCGACGUGAUGAUUUUGUGGACUAUGACAAGCAUAUUGCGCGACGAAAGGAAUUAACACGACAAGUCGCUAAGCCCUACUUCCGUGAAUGGAACAACCUACAAUACCACAAGGGUAAAACCUUUAUCUCGAAUCCUCGGCUCUUCCGCGCCGACAAGGCACUAUACUUUCCCAACAUGCGAGGUAUCACACUCUCCUCGCCAAAAGACCCUCAAGAUACCACAUCAACCCUGAGAGGGAAGGUUAGUGUUGUGAACCUCUUCUGCAGUCUUUGGGCCGAGGAACAGACAACAACAUUCACUGGCAACUUCAACGGGGAAGACAGAAACCCUGCUCUAAAAGAGUUGCUGGCGAAGAACUCCAAGUUUGCGCAAAGAAUCGAUAUUAAUUUUGAGGAGAACCGUAUGAAGGCCUGGAUCGUCAAGCGCUUUUUGGGUGGCGUGCGCAAGAAGUUCCCUGUUGAACAACACCCUCGGUACUUCUUGGUCGAGAAGGGUUUCAGUGAGACCAUGAAGGAGUCUGUCGGUAUGGUGAACAAGUUUGUCGGCUAUGUCUAUCUUGUUGAUGCGGAUUGCCGCAUCCGAUGGGCUGGCAGUGGACCGGCGCAUCCUGAUGAGGUGGAGAUUAUGCAUAAUGCGUUGGAGAAAUUGAUUGACGAGCAGAAGGCUGCAGAGAAACAGUCAUCUACUCGCCGCUAA